Thalassophryne amazonica is the source of this 1833-nucleotide messenger RNA. RefSeq lists its product as uncharacterized. NCBI's taxonomy places the organism in Eukaryota, Metazoa, Chordata, Actinopteri, Batrachoidiformes, Batrachoididae. The record is from RefSeq and is a predicted model, not a curated record. The coding region runs from base 49 to 726 and encodes 225 amino acids. The transcript is spliced from 2 exons.
GACGAUAAGCACAUCGCUAAUAAUCGUUUUCAAGAACAUUUUAACAGCAUGGAGGCCAUCGAGACUAUUGUGAUACAAAGUUCAGAAGUGGAAGGAAAUAACACAGCGGUGUCUCAUGUGGACUCCGACAAAACAAAAGCAGAAUUUAUAUGGACACUCCAGGCUACGUGGCACCUUGUAAACACUCGGCUUGAAAUGGACCCAGACUUUGACCAGCCGAUAUGCAAGAAAAAGAAACUUUGGGAGGUGGUGGCAGAGAAGGUGAACACCAGACUGAGGGAGCAGGAAGCCACGGGGAUCUCAGUGAAAGCAUACGAGUGUGACCUCAAAUGGAGAAACAUGCUGGCCACAUACAGGAAGAACGCAGAGAGGGCGAAACGGUUGGGGGCCUGCAGCGUUCACUGGGAGUUCUUCAAGGCCAUGCACGAAGUCCUGGGCAAGAGCCGGGAAGAGAUCGAAGCCCAGCGCAGGGCCAAGCUUAGUGGGACAAGGGUGGGUAAUGCCAUAGCUAACAAGAAGUUCACUCCCAUCCUCCCCACACCUCCUGCAACAGCUGCUCCGAGUCCCACCCAGCCUCCACAGGACAUCCUGCAGCUCUACAUGGAGCUUCAGGAGAGGAAGUUGAACAUGUGGGCGCAGCAGAAAGCACUGGAAGAGCGGAAGAUUGAGGCCAUCAACAACCUGGCCCAGGCCAUCUUCAGCCUGGCUCAGAAGAACAGUGCAUAGCUGUCAAGGGAUGGACAGUAGACCGUAGCAGACGUCCGCUUGGGCUGUUUGGUCACAAACGUUUUACGAUGCAGCAUGAUGAAAAUACUUCCAGUGGACAUGUUUUGACAGCUGUGUAGAGAUAAUUGUAAAAAGGCUCUGCCGUUUAUUGUGGGGGCACCCCCUUAUGGUCAGUUGGCACCCGCCCUCGACCCCGGAGGGUACAACAGUCUGUGGGUGCAUCCUACAGCUCACGUUCACAGUGCUGCUUUUCUCUCCCGAGGCUGGGUGCACGCUUUCUUCCAAGUGGCUGGUCUGCAGCCUCCUUUGGUGCAGAAUACUGGUUCUAACUUUGUGCAUGUUGUCUCUCACAGGGGCGGCGGUGCGCUGGGCUGUCUUGGUGCAUUCUGUGACUGCAGGGCCCUAUCUGCGUUUGGGUGCUGUGUAGCUUUAAUACAGUGCUUCACAUUAUCAUACAUUUAUUCUUUAUAUUUCACACUCUGCACAUUAAUUUAUGGUUUUACCAACAUGUAUACAUCCAUGUAAGCCACAUUUUGUCAACAUACAUAGAAUAAUAAGUCUGAUCGGUGCAAACAGCCUGACCAGCUCUUCUAAUAAAGCAUGGUCAUCUGUCGUUUUCUCUCUCAUCUUCGUUGUUGCUCAUGCACUUUUUCAGCAUACUAUUAUUAAUGUCACAGUUUGUUGAACCCCAAUCAGCACACCUGGCAUCCAAGCAGAUACCAGAGAUAUUUACUGAUAUCUUCUGAGCUGUUACAUGGAUUCAGAUGAAAUUUGAUGCAACUGUCACCUCUACAGUUGUCUUCAGUUUCACUUAUUUUGAUUCAAUACUGUGUGCUGCAGAAUAAUUUUUUUCCUCAUGAUGUCCGCUUGGACCUAAGAUUGAUAGAAUGGCAUCUGGUUGGACUCCGGAGCAAAAUUUUUAGCUCGCUGUCAAUGUAUUUUUAUUUUUUGACGACUUAACUGUCAGAGCAGAUUUUAUUAAGGUUAUCUGCAUCAGAGUGACUGAAGGGAGUUAGAAUUAAUAUUGAAUUUUUGUAUUGAAAAGUCAUGUUGAGAAAAUAAGUGUCACUCUUUGGAAAAUAAAUGUGGUUUUUCAGCCAAAUACAU